AUGGGAUUGAAGACGACAACAACUAGGUACCUAGUCAAAUACUCACAGUCCCAACAUCUCAAACACAACAGAUCACCAGAUCUUCCACCCAUGGCAACAUUCCACCCUUUCCCCCGUCUACCCACCGAGCUUCGUCUCCGAGUCUGGGAAUUAACCGUCGAGCCACGCACCGUCAAUUUCCGCAUCAAACAAAGCGCCGCGGACGACGUCGUCAACAACCGUUUUUCUAUCCAUUACGGGUCAACCAGAAUCCUACCCGUCCACUCAUCCACUCCGGCACCAGCGGCUCUGCACGCGUGCCACGAAGCCCGUAACCACCUAUUGCACUGGAAACGAGUAUAUCAGCAAGUCUUCUGCGUCAUAGUCAACCAAAACCCCGCGAGAGAUUCGACAUAUGACGAAGGCUACAUCUACCUCCAUUUCGAGCUCGACACCAUCGACAUCGGCACCACUUGGUUUCAUGACUUUUUGCUUUUUACGUACUACCACCUUCCAUACUCAGACUCCUCCCAACGCUUGCAGCAGCAGCAGAACCAACACUCAAGUUUCUUUUCUCCUCCCACGCCAGUACCCCUCGCCUCCAAAAUCCUCCGCCUAAAAUUCACCCGCAACUUCGGCGACGAGUACCUCGACCACUGGGACAUCGUAGACGGUCUUCGAUACUUUGUCAGUCUCAAAGAGGUCUUUUGCGUGUGUGGAGAUGGGAUCAUGGCGUGGGGUAGCGCAACGGAGUGGAUCGGGUUUGGGGACUUGUCUUGUGGGGAGGAGGGGGUGUGGUUGAUUGAUGGAAAGAACGGUGGUGGCUUGGGUGACGGGGAGGACAAGGCAAGGAAAGCGGUGGAGUGGGAUGAGAUUUGGGGGGCGUUUAAGAUGGAGAGGGAACGGGAGAGGGGGUAUGGUGGUGGUGGUGGAGGAGGAGGAGGAGGAGGACCAGGAGGAGGAUAUCAAUACCCCCCACCACUGCCACCACCAUCACCACCCUCUCUUCCAUCUCCUCCCACCUUCUGA
Molecule: messenger RNA, 1008 nt
Organism: Sordaria macrospora k-hell
Lineage: Eukaryota; Fungi; Ascomycota; Sordariomycetes; Sordariales; Sordariaceae
Source: RefSeq, a predicted model, not a curated record